Chenopodium quinoa (quinoa) is the source of this 1026-nucleotide messenger RNA. RefSeq lists its product as uncharacterized. The record is from RefSeq and is a predicted model, not a curated record. The transcript is spliced from 2 exons. Bases 114 to 596 code for a protein of 160 amino acids. Lineage: Eukaryota; Viridiplantae; Streptophyta; Magnoliopsida; Caryophyllales; Amaranthaceae.
GCAAAAUUACCCUAAACACCGUCUGAUUUAGACAUGUGUUUACGGGUCCAAGGAAGUUCAAAACCUAUUUAGGUGAAGGAUGGGGGGAGUUUGUAUCCUCAAACAGUAUAUAAAUGGAAGACUGUAUCCAGUUAUUGCUAGAGAACGACGAUUUAAUGCUUUAUCGGGUUAGGAUUUGGCGUGCGGAUAAAGAAAUUACAAUAAUGGACCCCCGUGUACUCAUAGAGAAUGAUGGUUCAAUAAGUGACGUGGACUCGAUGGAGUAUGUGCCAACAGAGAUUUUAUUUAAAAUACCCACAUUCGAAUUCACAUUCUCCAAGGGUUACUUUGACAAACCUGGAAUCAACAUUCCAGUAGCUUUCGCCCUUGCACAUUUCCAUGGUCUUAAAGAUGGAACUCCAGUUGAAAUGUAUGUCACUAAGUGGUGGAAAGGAGUAAUGCGCAUCAAGUUUGACACAAACAACAAGAUUUUAAACUGCACGGUAAAAAAAGGAGUACAAGAAAUGAUGGCGGGUGAAGGGGUUGAACUCGGUGGAAGGAUUUCGGUUAACUUGGAAGGUAUGGAACCCCCAGUUUUAAACAUUACAUUCACUUGAUGUUUUCAAGUAAACAAGAUGGUUUAUUUCUGUUAUAUUUGGAUAUAACUUAAUCUAUUAUCUAGUUCAUCCCUCAAUGGAUCAUGGUGCAUAUUAGGACAUGGUCCUUUGCAGUUGUCAUAUGUGUCAUUUGGUUACCUAAAUGAAAACUAUUCUACCGCUUGGUUGGAACCUGUUCUUGGUGCAGAAGAAGAAACUGAUCCAUGCAUUUUGUAUUUGACAUAUUUAUGGUCGUUCGUGUGUACUAAAUUUUAAGACAUGACCCUUUUCUAUAAUAGGUUUGUUUGCAUUUUAUGCUUUUUCAUGACGGUUCCUUUUAUAACACUUGUUUGAGUAGUGUAAAUUAUAAUAAUUGAUGGUUAAGAAAACCAAGAAUAUUUUGAUCCCCUUAAAAAUUGAUUGGCCAAUAUAUCCUUUAGGGUUAUCUAAU